GUUAUCUCCCUUUCCAGCCAUAAGUAUAAACACUUGUUAUUUGGGUUGAGUUAUUCAAGAUAUAUAGUGCUAGUACAUUUUACUGUAUAGCCACAUCUGCUGUGUCAGUACAGUAAUAUCAAGAACAGUGUGAGACUGGCCUUUCAGAGCCACCAACUCUAAGCUUGUUGAGAAGCCAUAAUUAUUGCCUGGAGACCAUUAACAGUGUGGUAUAAUGGACCGUAAACGAGGUAGAGGCGGACCCAGAGGAAGAGGAGGACCCAGAGGAAGAGGAGGUGGGAGAGAAGGGGCCCGAUCGAAACAAUACGGUGCCCAGGGGGAUGGAGCAACAGACGGCAACACCCACUCUUCCGGGGCUCGUGGUAGAGGUGGUGGAAGAGGUCGUGGUAGAGGUGGCAAAGGUGAUAGAGGUGGCAGAGGUGGUGGUCGAGGGGGACCCAGAGACUCGACAACGAGAAUGGAACGACCCCCGCUAAACUAUUUCACACGCGAUGACAUUGAAGAAUUAUCUCAAGCUGACGAUCAAACAGUUACUAGGCGAAUUACUCAAAAUGAGAAUGGGUUUUUGAAUGCCUUCAAGCACGACAAGUUCUUAAAAUCACCAAAAGUGUUGAAACAAUUAUUGAAAAUUGUGUACAAGCUAUCCAAAUCUAGUGACACUCAGACUGCUUUGCGUGUACUAGCUCAACUAUUCGGCUCCAGUGGUGAGCAUGCACUUUUUCUGGUGUAUUUGCAACUGCUGAUCAGUGGAAUGACUUCUGAAACCAAACAAUUUAUAAGAGAAGAAAACCUUCAAUCCUUGUAUCAUCUUACCGAAGUGGGUAAGUUUUGUUUUGAGAAAAUUCCAAAAAGUGUACAAAAAACAUUUCCAAUUCUACAUAUCCAAGAAACACUUAACAGCCUCAUGAAGUACAGUACUGGUGGAGAUAUUGAACGGGUCACUCUCGAAGAUAUUGAACAGAACUUACUUGAACUCCAAAUCCAGCAUAUGAGCUUUGAAGAAGAGCAAGUUAAACCAAAGCCCAAACCAAUCAGGCAAAUUGGAGAUGUUGAUCUUGAGCCACCAGAAGACUUUGCCACACUCUCUAUUUUGCCUGUCCCUAAUGAAAUCAACAAGUUUGCCACGAGGCCGUAUCUCAGGCCGAACAUCAUCAAAGGAGAGUAUCGCAGCUGGGAACACUACCUGGACGUUCAGUUCAGACUUCUUCGUGAAGACUUUGUUGGUCCUCUUCGAGAAGGAAUUGCGGAUUAUCUUUACAAUCCAACAAAAAAAGGAGGUGAUGUUCGUGUGUAUCGCAACGUCAGAAUUCGGCAGCCAGUGUGUCUUGCCAUGGGAAUCGGUUUUGAAAUUUCCUUCAACAUGCGAGCAUUUCACAGAAUUAAUUGGGAGUAUACUAAGCGACUAAUCAAUGGAUCUCUCUUGUGCCUUUCAACAAACAACUUUCAAACAAUUGCUUUUGCAUCAGUAGCACAAAGAGAAACAAAACAACUUGAGAAAGGUAUUAUCACUGUGAAAUUUGAAGGAUCUGUCAAUGGCUUUGAUCUUCACUCUCAAACCGAGUACACAAUGGUUGAGUCUGUAGCUUACUUUGAAGCUUAUCGUCACGUCUUGGAAAAGCUUCAAGCAGUUAGUGAAGAGCAUGAGAUCGAUAUGAUGCCUUUCCGGAAUUACAUAGUCAACUGCUCAUUUGACAACAUCCCCCUUCCACGGUAUCUAAAUCAUUUCGGCCACACCAUUUUUGAUUUGCAAGGAAUCGUCAAAAUCAAAAGCAAGCUCGCAAGCUCAAAAGUUGAUCUCACUAGAGCAUCUUCUUGGCCUGAUGCAAGUGUCACAGACCUCGAUAGCUCACAGAUGAGAGCACUACAAGCAGCCCUGACUCAAGAGAUCUCCGUCAUUCAAGGUCCCCCGGGCACCGGCAAAACAUAUGUGGGGAUGAAAAUCGUCAAAGCUUUUUUGGCAAACAGGAAAGUGUGGGAUCCAUUGAAGACCACACCUAUUUUAGUUGUAUGCUAUACAAAUCAUGCACUCGAUCAGUUUCUUGAAGGAAUCAGAAGCAAUGAAAUCGAUGGCAAACCUCCAAACGUGACAAGAAUUGGUGGACGAUGCAAAAGUGAAAUUCUUCAGGAAUGCACCCUUUACGAGAAAGUCAGUAAAGCGAGAACAGACAAAAAGAUACCAUGUGAGGAGUUCAGGGAUUAUAUAGGCGCCAGAGAGUGCCAGAGGGCUCAGAAGGAUCUUGUGAUAUCACACCUGGAAAACAUUCAUCUAUCAGCUCACAAAAUUUUACGAAUGCAUCGCUUGAGGCAAGUCAUUCCAUCAAAUCAUUACGACCAGCUUGUCAACACUGUAUACACAGACCAGCCUAUCGAGCUGUGGUUGGGAUUGUGGUAUGAAGACCCAAACAUUCAAGUACAAGCAACUCCUGAACAAGAAGCCAUGGCUCAAUAUGAUCAACCAGAAGCAGAGGGCAUCAUUGAAGAUGAAGACACUGAAGUCCAGAUGAUACAAAACGAUCGACUAGUUGAAGGGAACGAAGUCGUGUACAAAGCUCCAGAAGAGGAGGAGUGGCAGUUCGAAAAAGUGACAAAAGCAAAGAAAAACGAUGGUGACUGGCACAUGGUUCAGAUGGACAAGGAUAAAAAAAGGAAGCUGAUAUACAAGCAACUUAAUCAUGGGCUCCGACCGAUGACUGCCGAUGAAGCUGCUAGUAUCCCUAACUUAUGGAGCUUACACCCAACACAGCGAUGGAGACUGUACCUUCAUUGGAGAGAUAUGUUUGUCACCUAUCAUAGGCAACGGUUGGAAAGUAUUUCAAAUGGCUACACAACUGCUUGUGAAGAGUUUCAACAGAGAAAAAGAAACAUGGAUAUGACGAUUGUUCGAGAUUCAGAUGUAGUUGGCAUGACUACAACAGGAGCAGCCAAACACAAUUACAUCAUUAAAUCAAUUCGACCAAAAAUAGUAGUUAUCGAAGAAGCUGCUGAAAUUUUUGAGCCUCACAUUUUUACUUCUCUGUCUCCAACAGUCCAACAGUUGGUUUUAAUUGGUGACCAUCAACAGCUACGGCCAAAGCCAACAUACUACGACCUUGAAAAGAAAUACAACUUUAAUGUCUCAUUAUUCGAACGCUUGGCAAUGAACGAUUGUCCUGUACAAACACUAACUAUUCAGCAUCGAAUGAGACCUGAGAUUGCCAGCUUGAUUACUCCAGCCAUAUAUAAAGAACUGCACAAUCAUGAAUCAGUGUACAACUAUGGUCACAUCCAAGGAAUUGGUAAAAACCUCUUCUUCAUCACCCAUACUCAGCCAGAACUAACAGGAUCAGAUGACAAACAAAGUCACUCAAAUCCUCACGAGGCAAAAUAUCUAGGAGCUCUCUGUGACUAUCUGCUGAAGCAAGACUACAAACAAGAUGAAAUCACCAUCUUGACUCUCUACCGAGGACAAUUGCUGGAGAUUAAAAAAAUUCUCCAAGCCAAAAAGAUUAAUGGUGUUCGAACAGCUGUUGUUGACGACUUCCAGGGAGAAGAGAACCGAAUCAUAUUGCUGUCCCUUGUGAGGAGCAACAAUGAACAAAGAAUUGGAUUUGUCGGAAUUGAGAAUCGUAUUUGCGUUGCUUUGUCGAGAGCCAAAAUGAGCUUGUUCGUAAUUGGUAACAUGGAAAUGCUUCGUGACAAGGUUAAAACUGUAUGGCCUAAAAUAAUUGAAAGCUUCACAAAAAUGGACUGUAUUGGUGAAGCUCUCCCAUUACAUUGCCACAUUCACCAAGACCAAAAAGUAAAUGCCCAAGUGGCUGAAGAUUUUCUCAAAUGCCCAGAGGGUGGAUGCCAGAAAAAAUGUGAAGCUCGUUUGCCCUGUGGUCAUGUCUGCCGUCGACUUUGUCACCCCUAUGACAUAGAGCAUCGUAAGUACAAGUGCUUACAAGGUUGCAGAAAACAAUUGGCUUGUGGCCACGUCUGUAAACGAAAGUGCUACGAGUGUUCAGACGGUUGCGGAUCUUGUAAAGAGAAAGUAAUGAAAGUCCUAACUUGCGGUCAUUCACAAAGCUGUGCUUGCUCGGAUGAUCCAGCAAAAAUUAACUGCAAAAAACUUUGUGAAAGAGUUCUAGCAUGUGGUCAUCUCUGCCAAGAAAAAUGCUCUCGAUCUUGCACUCCUCAAUGUACUGUGAAGGUGGACAAAGAACUAUCUUGUGGGCACACUGUCCAAGAUUCCUGCUAUCUCAAAGAAGAGCUAGUAGAGUGCUCCGUGCCUUGCAGUGCUUUGUUAGAUUGUGAACACCUAUGUACUGGAACCUGCUACACUUGCAAAAUGGGACGUCUUCACAUUGGCUGUAAGUCCAAAUGCGAUCGUACCCUAACAUGUGGUCACCUUUGUGACUUUCCUUGCACACCAAGCUGCCCUCCAUGCUCCAAGCCAUGUGCCAACUUUUGCACCCACAGCCAUUGCCCCAAAAUGUGCUUUGAACCAUGUGCUCCCUGCAUGGAGCCUUGUGACUGGUCCUGCCCUCAUUUUACCUGCACUCAGCCAUGCGGAAUGCUGUGUAAUCGACCUCCUUGCAAUCAGCCAUGUCCAAAGCGCCUGGAGGAAUGCAAACACAGGUGCAUUGGACUUUGUGGAGAAUUGUGCCCAAAACUGUGCCGUAUCUGUGAUAAAGAAGAAGUCACUGAGAUAAUUUUUGGACCCGAGGAUGAAGAAGAUGCCAGAUUCAUUCUUUUGCCAGAUUGCAAUCACAUCGUUGUUGUAGAAAUGCUUGAUCAAUGGAUGUCAACUGACAACAGUGAUCCUACAGGAGAGUCCCAAGAAAUCACUCUGAAAGUAUGCCCAAGGUGCAAGACUCCAGUGAGAAAAUGCCUCCGAUAUGGCAAUGACGUUAGGAGCAAACUGGCUGAUGUGGAAGCUAUAAAGAAGAAGCAGAUGAGUACAAUUGACUCCAUUGACCUGCAAGCUGAACUAGCGAGAGUAAAGACAGGACUCGGAAAGGCUAGUUCCUUGAAUCGAUUGUUUGUUGCUGAAGAAUUCAGUGUACUUGAACGAGUUAUAUCGAACGAUUCCACUGUAGGCAAGAAAACUGUUAAUACUGUUCUCUUCCCUCACAUUACUAAAGCUAAACUUUCAUUUCUGCUCCAAAUUGUCACAACAAUUGAGAUUUUCUCCAAUCUAAAGCUAAAUCUGCUUUCUGUAACACAAUCCUGUUAUCAACCGAAUAUUGAUAGAAUAAAACGAGACCUGAAUCACCUUAAAGAGUUUAUUAUGCAAGAGUUUAUUUCACAGCAGCAACUCUCUGAUGCUAAAGCUGAAAUGCAAAGACUCACCCUUCUAGCAAAGCUUAUUCAGCUCCAAGGUAAAAUGCUUCCUAUUAAAACCCUUGUUUCUACCGAUGAACAUGAUGUAAUCACCUCAACUAUCCUUAAACUGGAGGAGAGUGGCUGGAAACUAGAAAAAAUUUCAGAGAAAGAAGAAGGGAGUAUUCUUGAAAUGAUCAAGUCCUUGUGUGAAAAGUACAGUAUUGAUGGACUGUCCGAAACAGAAAGACUUGAGAUAGUCAAGGCUAUUGGCCUCCCGAAAGGCCACUGGUACAAGUGCCCCAACGGCCACACCUAUGUAAUUGGCGAGUGUGGGGGAGCGAUGCAAAGGGCCAAGUGUCCCGAAUGCAAAGCCGAAAUUGGAGGAAUGAGUCAUGCCCUAGCAGCCGGCAAUGUACAUGCACCGGAAAUGGAUGGCUCAAGACAUGCUGCAUGGUCAGAAGCAGCUAACCUUGCAAACUUUGAUCCAUUGGAAUUAGACAGACUGUAGUUUUAGUCCUGUAUAUUUAACUUUUGGGUAAUUAUAAUGAACUCUUGUUUUUAUAAUAGUUUUACUAACUUGUGUCGAGUUUUUAUGGUGCGCAUUUUAUAUGACUAUAUAUAGUCACUGUUUUU
Molecule: messenger RNA, 5919 nt
Organism: Halichondria panicea
Lineage: Eukaryota; Metazoa; Porifera; Demospongiae; Suberitida; Halichondriidae
Product: NFX1-type zinc finger-containing protein 1-like
Exons: 2
Coding region: 215-5794 (1859 amino acids)
Biological process (GO): regulatory ncRNA-mediated heterochromatin formation
Cellular component (GO): nuclear RNA-directed RNA polymerase complex; nucleus
Molecular function (GO): zinc ion binding; helicase activity
Source: RefSeq, a predicted model, not a curated record